Molecule: messenger RNA, 8006 nt
Organism: Pelagomonas calceolata
Lineage: Eukaryota; Pelagophyceae; Pelagomonadales; Pelagomonadaceae
Source: the annotation of a GenBank genome assembly
CGGGAUCCGCGUGCGUUGCCGGGUCACGGCAUCACGCGAGACGCGCUCGACGGCGCGUGGGCCGAGGUUCAGGCGCUCGCGGCGCGGGGUCUCGUCGAACCGGUAGGAGACGAACAGCUCGCGCCGACCGAGGAGCGCCUGCUCUGGCCUGAGCUCUGGCGCCAAUACGCUGCCGUCGGGUCGCUGAGCGACGUGUGCGCGGCCCUGCUCGCCGACGCGCGGCCCGAUGCGGUGCACUUUGGGCGCCGUGUCGAUGGCCUCGAGCGCGAUGCUACGUUCGUCGUCGCCGCAGCGCAGCGCGACGGCGAUGGCAUCGCCACUCCCGCUCGCGCGACGUUUGAUGCGGUCGUGCUCGCGGUGCCGGCGCCGGACGCGCUCGCCAUCGACGGCGUCGCCGACGCGCUCCCGUCGGAACUCGCUGAUCUCGUUCGCCGCACGAGAUACGACGCGCGCACGGCGACCGCGGUUUUCCUCCGUGACGAUGAUGGUGAGGCGUCGAGGGUUCUCGACCGAGUGUUCGGCGGUAGCGUCGAGCGCGACGGACUCGGUGGUCUUGAGCUUGUGCACCGCCACGGUCGCGGUGGACCCGUCGUCGCCGUUGUCGCCCAUUCGGCAGCCGCCGCCGCCGUAGCGCAGCAGCUCAGCGUCGCCGACGUCCUCGCCGCCAUCGAUGCCGCGGCGCUUCGGCCUCUCGUCGUGUCCUCGAAGACGGUGCGGUGGCACUGCGCGCAGAUGAUCACCCCGCUCGAGGCGCUCCGGCCGCGCAACCCGGUCGACCGCGGGCCAUGCGUCUGCGACGAUAGUUCGACGCUCGUCCUCGCCGGCGACUACUGCACGCAGAGCUCGUUCCUCGGGGCGUAUGCCUCGAGCCGCGCCGCGGCCGAGGCCGUGCACCGCGGGUAUCUUCGGCGUGGCUGCUAGUUGUUGUUGUUGUUAGCGUAAUUUGUACAGAAGUGCCCUAGCCCCUCUACCUUACGCAGACCCCAACCUACUUCGCCAGCGCGUUGUCGAUCGCGGCGCACACGGCCGGGAACACCUCCUUCGGCGCCCGAUUGCCAUCGACGACGACCAAUUUAUCAGAGUACGAACCAGACACGGCCGUCGUGUUCUUGUGGUACUGGCGGAUGCGGUUCGUCAUCUUCUCCACCGUGUCGUCACUGCGAAUCACGAGCCUUUUUUCAAUUUCCUCGGUCGGAGGCUUCUUGUACUUGACGUGGUAGAUCUGGCGCGUGACGGGGUCCUGGCGCCGGCCGCAGGCGCGGUCCAUCAUGACCUCAUCAGGAACGUCUAAUCUCAGAAACAAGUUCGGCACCAAACCCAUGUCCUCCAGCGCGUCGCACUGGGCCUUCGUCCGGGGCAUACCAUCCAAGAGCCAGCCGUUGUUCUUCGCUUCAGAAGUCUCCAUCUCGGCCUUGCAGAUGCCAAUCACGAGACUAUCAGGUACGAGGUCGCCUCGUUCCAUGUAGGCCUUGGCUUCUCGGCCUAAAUCCGUGCCCGUCUUCACGUGAUGUCUGAGCGCGUCUCCUGUACUAAUAUGUUUCAAACCGUACUUGUUCACUAAGAGCUCGCACUGCGUGCCUUUGCCGCUCCCGGGGCCGCCCGAAAUAAUCAUCUUGAGCUGGUCCUUCUUGGGCUGGUUCAGCUGGUAGAGGCCGUAGGCCGCUACUCCUGCGAGAGCGCCUCCCGCGGCGAAUUUGAGCGCCAUUUUGCUGCUUUUUUAGCGCUUUUUUGAUACGUGUAGCUGCUCGCACUACGCGUCGCAGUUAUGCAGCUAGCGUUCGCAGGACUCGUUUGUCGUGUCUCUGAGAGCUGUCUCGUCGUCCAGAUCGCAGCGAUGGCGUAUCGUGGGACCAAUAAGGCAGGGUCGCCGGCUUUGGCUGCGGAGAUGACUCGUGAUAUUUUUUCGAGCAGGCGUCGCCAGGGCCUCUCGUAGAGCCCUGUAGGUGCAUUCUAGACGGGUCCCGGGAGUUUGAGGACGGCUGCUAACGGACGGGUAUUGAUUUUGCGGUUGCAAACGAAGCACAGGCUGUGCUCGGCUACAGCGCAGCGCGCACGGUUGAGCAGCGCUCUACGCAAUCUCAGACAUCAUGGCGGCGGUUCUGGUACUUCACUGCGUCGAAAACGGGCGCGCGCACGCUGUAACGCCAUCCGCACUUGGCUCAACAAAAAACGGGGCGCGAGGCGCCGGUGGCCCUCCCCGGCCGCCGCGCAGCGCCCCAGCGAAGCGCCGCAGCGCCGCCACCGCGGCUGGCACCCCAAAAGCCAUCUCCGCGGACAAACCGAAACCGCGGCGGCACAGCUCUGCGGCCGCCUGCACACACACAAACGCCGCCGCCGCGGCACGCAGCGGGCCUCCCUCGGCACGCCGCCGCAGCGCGCAGCGCCUCAGCGCGCCGCCGCACGUAGCCACACACACACACACACCGCUCGCGCCGACAAACGCCGCAGCACACAACCACUCCCAUCACGCAGGGCGACGCCACGAACAGCCCGCCGCCCAAGGCGCCCAAGGCGAAGAAGAAGGGCACGAAAACAAUAGAACAGACCUACCAGAAGAAGACGCAGCUCGAGCACAUUCUGUUGCGGCCCGACACGUAUGUCGGCAGUAUCGAGCAGUCGACGCAGCCCAUGUGGGUCCUGGACGCGAAAACGAAGCGCAUCGUGAAGAAACAGACGACCUACGUCCCGGGCCUCUUCAAGAUCUUCGACGAGAUCAUGGUCAACGCCGCGGACAACAAGCAGCGCGACCCGUCGAUGACGACGAUCAAGGUCGACAUCGACCGCGAGUCGAAUACCAUCUCCGUGGCGAACGACGGGAAGGGCAUCCCCGUCCAGAUCCACAGCGAGCACAACUGCUACGUGCCCGAGCUGAUCUUUGGGCACUUGCUGACGGGUUCGAAUUUUGACGACGACGAGAAGAAGACGACGGGCGGCCGGAACGGCUACGGCGCCAAGCUCGCGAACAUUUUUAGUACCUCGUUCACGGUCGAGACGGCUGACUCUUCGACCGGUAAGAAGCUGAAGCAGACGUGGGUCAAGAACAUGUCGAAGACCGUCGGUGAAGCUCAGAUUUCGACACACAAGGGCAAGAAGGACUUUACCCGGGUCAGCUUCACGCCGGAUCUCAAACGGUUCAAGAUGGACUGUUUGGAUGACGACGUGGUGGGGCUGCUGUCGCGGCGAGCUUAUGAUGUCGCGGCGUCGUCGUCGUGCCACGGCAACGGGAGCUUGAAGGUGGAGUUGAAUGGUGAAAGGGUACCAGUUAAAAGUUUUGCGCAGUACGUGAAGCUGCACGACGGCCUCGAGCCCCCCGCGGCCCUGGAGAAGCUCGACGACAACUGGACCGUGGGCGUGGCGCCGUCCGACGGCACCUUCACGCAACUAUCCUUCGUCAACAGUAUUUGUACCUCAAAAGGAGGGCAGCACGUCGACGCGGUCGCCAAAAAGGUCUGCGACUUCCUCGCGAAAGCCGUGAAGAAGAAGAACAAGGGCCAGGAGGUCAAGCCGGCCUUCAUUAAAGCCCACCUUUGUGUUUAUGUGGACGCGUUGAUCGUGAAUCCCGCGUUCGACUCGCAGACGAAGGAGACGCUCACUACCAAAGAACGGUCCUUCGGGUCGAAAGUUGUCUUGCCGGACAAGUUCCUGAAGGCCAUCGAGAAGUCGGGAGUUGUGGAUCGCGUCCUGGCCUGGACGAAGUUCAAGCAGGACGAGCAGCUCAAGCGGAAGGGGGGGUCGAAGAAGAUGCGCCUGACGGGCAUCACGAAGUUGGACGAUGCUAAUAGCGCUGGAGGUGCGAAGGGCAAGGAUUGUACUCUGAUAUUAACGGAGGGCGACUCGGCGAAGGCCUUGGCCGUGUCUGGGUUGGGCGUCGUCGGUCGUGAUUUAUAUGGCGUCUUCCCUCUGAAAGGAAAACCUCUGAACGUGCGCGAGGCGUCGCACGCGGCGAUCAUGAAGAAUGAAGAAGUGCGCUUGCGGCGUCCUUACGCCAUCUUCAUGAAUCGUCUCCAUCUUCCGAUUUUGAGCUGUUUCGGGCCGCGUCGGGGCCGUGCGGCGUGUCAGAGCGCGGUCGCGGGAGGACGCUUGCUCGUUGUCCAUCGAGAGGCUGACGCCGCCGACGCGCCUGGAACGAGCGUCCCGCAACGCAGGUCCAGAACGUCGUCAAAAUUUUAGGACUGCGCUUCGGCACGAAGUACACGGCCGAGAACAUCAAGACGCUGCGCUACGGCCACCUCAUGAUCAUGACGGACCAGGACCACGACGGGUGCUGUGAGCGGCGUCCCUACGAUCGCUCGCCGCGACGGCGUGGAGGCCUCGGUCGCCCAACGCGCCGCGCCGUCGACGCGCGCGACGCAGGUCCCACAUCAAGGGCCUGCUCAUCAACUGCCUCCACCACUUCUGGCCCUCGCUCCUCGAGAUCCCGGGCUUCCUGCGGUGCUUCAUCACGCCCAUCGUCAAGGCGACCUCCAACAGCAAGAAGGGCCCCUCGAAGACGUUCUUCACCGUUUCAUCGCGGCGUCCGUCGCGACGCGACGCCAUCGCCGCGACACAUGUUCAACGCAGGUCCCCGAGUACGAGGCCUGGAAGGACUCCAUCGGUAGCAACGCGUCCAAAUUCUCUGUAAAAUACUACAAGGGUUUAGGAACCUCAACAGCCGCGGAAGCGCGGGACUACUUCUCGGACCUAGCGACGCAUCAGUUGGACUUCGAUUUACUGAGAGAAGGCGACGGCGAUUUGGUGGACAUGGCCUUUUCCAAGAAACGGGUCGAGGACCGGAAGACCUGGCUGCGGUCCUUGGAGCCCGGCGCGUUUGUCGACUACGGCGUCGACGCGUUGGCGUACAAGGACUUCGUCCACAAAGAGUUAUCUUUAUUCUCGGUAGCUGAUAACCAGCGAUCUAUUCCUUGUGUGGUCGACGGCCUGAAACCCUCCCAAAGAAAGGUCCUGUUCGCGUGCUUCAAACGUAAGUUGAAACGCGAGAUCAAAGUGGCCCAAUUGGCCGGCUACGUCUCGGAGCACAGCGCAUAUCAUCAUGGAGAAGCCUCGCUGACCGGGACGAUCGUCGGCAUGGCGCAAGAUUUUGUCGGUUCCAAUAAUGUGAACCUGCUGGCGCCCUGCGGCCAAUUUGGUACCAGAAUCAUGGGCGGGAAAGAUGCGGCGUCUUCCCGUUAUAUUUUUACGAAGUUGGAGGCGGUGGCUCGGAAAGUGUUUCAUCCCGACGACGAUGCUGUCCUCAAGUACCUUGAUGACGACGGUCAAAGCAUCGAGCCGAACUACUACGUGCCGGUCUUGCCGCUGGCUUUAUGUAAUGGGGCGGACGGUAUCGGGACGGGCUGGGCUACCUCGGUUCCCAAUUACGACCCUAAACAACUCAUAGCGGUGCUGAGACGGAUGAUCGCGCACGCCGGCGACGACGUCGACUGCGACGAGACGUCGCUACUCGCGACGUGCGCCGCGGAGGACGUCGGUGCCGAUGGCUUGGCGCCGUCGUACCGCGGUUUUAAAGGAGACGUCAUUCUAAAAAAAGCUGGAUCGUACCAAGCGUUGGGUCGCGUCGAGCGCUUGGACGAUACGAAGGUCCUCAUCGACGAGUUGCCGCUGCGCAAGUGGACGCACGACUACAAGCAGUGGCUGGAGCAGCAGAUUGUGGGAGACGACAAGACGACGGCGUGGCUCAAGGACUUCAAGGAGAACCACACGGAUACUACGGUGUCGUUUACUGUAACGGCCCUAUCGGGAGCUAAGUUAGACGAGGCCGAGAAGGCGCCGGGCGGGCUCCUCAAGAAGUUCAAGCUCGAGUCCUCGAUGGCGACGUCGAACAUGAACUUCUUCGACAGCGGCGGCGUGGCCAUCGAGCGCUACGCGACGCCCUUCGACAUCUGCAAGGCGUUCUACAAGGUGCGGCUCGAGACCUACGCGAAGCGCAAGGCUCAUUUGGUGAAACAGAAAAAGGGCCAGGUUAACGUGCUCCGCAACAAGGUCCGGUUCAUCUUAGCGGUUUUAUCCGAGGAGCUCGUCGUUCAUAAUAGAAAGAAGGCUGAGUUACUCGCGCAGCUCGUCGAGGACGGCUACGACGCGGUGAUUCCCGAGAGCGCCAAGAAACCGAAGACUGCGGCCGCGGCCGAAGACGACGCGUCCGACGACGAGGAGGCUCCUAAGCAGAUUGAGGAGCCGGACGACCUUCGGACGCUCGCGAAGGGUUAUGAUUACUUACUGUCGAUGCGGCUCUGGGCGCUCACGCGCGAGCGCGUCGACGCGCUGCGCGGCGAACUCUCGGAGAAGGACGCGGAGCUGCGCACGCUCCAGGCCACGGCCACUACUGAUUUAUGGUUGACGGACCUCCAGGCGCUCGAGGAGCAGCUCGAUAUUGAUGACGCGAAGCGCGAGGCCGGCGAGGCGCGUCGGCUGCGUCUCUAACCUUCCGUCACGCCAUCGACGCGACACCAUGCGCGCGCAGGCCGACGCGGCGAAGAAGGCCAAGGCCCACGCCAACAAGAAGGGCAAGAAGGCACCUCACGGCGUCCCCGUGAUUCCGCCCGCCGGCGUGCCGCGACUCGCGAUCCCGCGCAGGCCGUCUCGAAACGAGCGCCCAAGAAGAAGAAAACCUACGACAGCGACGAGGAGUCCGACGGCUACGACGACGACUCGGAGGACGACUGGGGCACGCGGCGGUGUAGAAUUCACACGUUCGGUACCUGACUCACCCGUCGACGUCGCACAGGCGCGAAACAAAAGAAGAAGGCUCCGGCUCCUAAGAAGGCGGUAGCGACCGGCGCGGAAAUUUCACAUUGUAUCCCCGCGUGGACUCACCCGUCGAUCCACGCAGGCCCCGAAGCCGAAACCAGUCGCGAAGCCGGCCCCGGCGCCCAAAGCUCCGCCGAAGGCCAAGGCUGCGCCUAAAGCCGCGGCCAAGCCUAAGCCGAAGGCGAAGCCUAAGGCCGCGUGGUCCGAUGAGGAGGAGGAGUCGGACGGCUUCGUCGGGAGCGACUCGGACGACGACAACUUCGCGUCGUCGGCGCCCGUCGCGCCGCGCGCGAGGAGCGGCCGCGCGGCAGCGACCAAGAAGACGUGCGGCUCUCUGCGUCCGAACUCGCCGGACCGGCACGUUCGCCACGGCGGCUCCCACCGACGGUCGCCCACACAGGUACCAGUUCGACUCGGACGACGACGCCGCCGAGGACGACGAUGGAGACUUCCCGAUGACUCAAGAGACCGUCGAAGCGCCGCGGCCGGCGCCCAUGGAGGAGUCCGACGAGGAGGAGUUCGCGCCCGAGCCGGUGAAGCCGAAGCCGAAGGCCGCGCCGAAGGCCGCGCCGGCGCGCAAGGCCCCGGCCAAGAAGCCGCCGGCGAAGAAGAAGCAGAGCGCGUGGAACAGCGACGAGGAAUCGUCGGAGGACGACUUCUCCCUAGAUGAUGAUAGCGAGGACGAGUUCGAGUCCGCGCCGAAGCCGAAAAAGGCGCCGAAGAAAGCAGCCGCGGCUCCGAAAGCCAAGGCUCCGCCGAAGCCCAAGAAGGCGGCGACCAAGCCGCCGCCGGUCGAGGAGUCCGUCUCUCAGCGUCCCUGGAGCACUUCAUACGCCAUCGACGCGACGCCGUCGACGCGCCGCCAUCGACGCCGUCCCGCGCAGGUCGCCGCUGCCCAAGGCCAAGGGCCAGAAACGAGCGGCGCGCCAGGUCGAGGAUUCGCCCGGCGCGUGCGUCUUUAGCCCCGCUCCUCCUUCCGCGAAGCCGAAGAAGACCAAGAAGCGCGUCGUCAAGGACGAGUCCGAGGACGAAUUCGAGUUCGAUGCGCCAGUCGCGGCGCCGGCGCCGCGCGCCGCGCGCGGCGGCGGCCGGGCCAAGCAAGCCGUCAACUACGCGGCCAUCGCCGGCAGCGACUCGGAGGAGGACGAGUGGGCGAACUCGGGCGACGAGUCGGACGGCUUCGUGGACUCCGACUAGACACCCACAUGGCUGAUUGCGCGCGCCUCCCCAUUAUUCGGCGACCCGGCCUAAGAUUCAAGCAAGUA